Molecule: messenger RNA, 2766 nt
Organism: Medicago truncatula (barrel medic)
Lineage: Eukaryota; Viridiplantae; Streptophyta; Magnoliopsida; Fabales; Fabaceae
Product: adagio protein 1
Exons: 2
Coding region: 311-2149 (612 amino acids)
Biological process (GO): response to blue light; circadian rhythm
Cellular component (GO): SCF ubiquitin ligase complex; cytosol; nucleus
Molecular function (GO): protein binding
Source: RefSeq, a predicted model, not a curated record
GCCCACAUGUUAAAAACGAAACUAAACACAGUCAUCUUUUUUCAUUUUCCCCUCAAACAAACCUGUCUUAACCCUCCACCCUUUUUCUUACCCUAUUAUUCCUCUCCACUCAUUUUUCCUCUUCUCAAUCUCCAUUUUCCACUACUAACACAAUCAACACUUAUUACUACAUCAAUCACAAUUCACACGUAUUCUCAAUUUCCAACACCAAUUCCAAAACGCACCGUUUCAUUCAUCAUCUUCAUCUUCAUCUUCAUCCCUAUGGGUUGAACCUGAACUUGAACUUUAACACAAUCGAUUCAAUUUCCCGAUGGAGUGGGACAGUAAUUCCGAUCUAAGUGGAGACGAAGACGACGCCGUUUCAUCCUCUUUUCUCCUAAACGACGACGUUGGACCACUUCCUUUCCCUGUUCUUCAAACCGCACCGUGUGGCUUCGUCGUCACCGAUGCACUCGAUCCUGAUCACCCUAUUAUCUACGUCAACGCCGUUUUUGAGAUGCUUACUGGUUAUCGCGCUGAAGAAGUUCUCGGUCGUAACUGCCGUUUCUUGCAGUGUCGAGGUCCAUUCGCUAAGAGAAGGCAUCCAUUGGUGGACUCAUCAGUAAUUUCAGAAAUUAGAAAAUGUAUUGACGAAGGUGUUGAAUUUCAAGGUGAAUUGCUGAACUUCAGGAAAGAUGGAUCUCCGCUUAUGAACAGACUGAGGUUGACACCUAUAUAUGGAGAAGAUGAUGAAAUAACACAUGUCAUUGGAAUUCAGUUAUUCACAGAGGCAAACAUUGAUCUUGGUCCUCUUCCCGGUUCUACAAUUAAGGAAUCUCUUAAAUCGUCUGGUCGGUUUCACUCGGUGCUUUCCUCAUUGCAACCUCCUCCAUUGGGGGAUCGGAAUGUGAGUCGUGGAAUAUGUGGGAUAUUUCAAUUGAGUGAUGAGGUAUUGUCUCUCAAGAUCCUUGCUCGCUUAACUCCAAGAGACAUUGCAUCGGUUAGUUCUGUUUGUACGCGAUUGUAUGAAGUAACAAGAAAUGAAGACCUUUGGAGAAUGGUAUGCCAAAAUGCAUGGGGUAGUGAAACUACUCGUGUUUUGGAGACUGUUCCUGGUGCAAAGAGGCUUGGAUGGGGUCGAUUAGCAAGGGAACUGACCACUCUUGAAGCAGCAGCAUGGAGGAAACUGACUGUUGGAGGUGGGGUUGAACCCUCACGCUGCAAUUUUAGUGCUUGUGCAGUUGGAAAUAGAGUUGUCCUAUUUGGUGGUGAAGGGGUUAAUAUGCAACCCAUGAAUGACACCUUUGUAUUGGAUCUCAAUUCUAAUAAUCCUGAAUGGCAACAUGUCCAGGUUAGCUCACCUCCCCCUGGUCGGUGGGGCCACACACUUUCUUGUGUUAAUGGUUCUCGUUUGGUUGUAUUUGGAGGCUGUGGAACACAGGGCUUGCUAAAUGAUGUGUUUGUUCUGGACUUGGAUGCAACCCCUCCAACUUGGCGUGAAAUUUCUGGAUUGGCACCUCCGCUUCCAAGAUCAUGGCAUAGCUCCUGUACUCUUGAUGGUACUAAGUUGAUAGUUUCCGGCGGCUGUGCUGAUUCUGGAGUACUUUUGAGUGAUACUUUCCUCCUUGAUAUGUCAAUGGAAAACCCUGUCUGGAGGGAGAUACCAGUCACAUGGACACCGCCUUCCCGUUUGGGCCACACACUAUCUGUUUAUGGUGGUAGGAAAAUUCUGAUGUUUGGGGGUCUGGCCAAGAGUGGGCCCUUGCGUUUCCGGUCAAGUGAUGUGUUCACGAUGGAUUUAAGUGAGGACGAACCAUGCUGGAGAUGUGUAACAGGGAGUGGAAUGCCUGGUGCUGGCAAUCCUGAAGGCAUAGCUCCUCCUCCCAGACUUGAUCACGUGGCUGUUAGCCUUCCAGGUGGUAGAAUAUUGAUUUUUGGUGGGUCUGUUGCAGGCCUUCAUUCUGCCUCCCAGCUUUACAUACUUGAUCCAACUGACGAGAAGCCUACAUGGAGAAUCCUAAAUGUACCUGGGCGUCCUCCAAGAUUUGCUUGGGGACAUAGUACAUGUGUUGUUGGAGGGACAAGAGCUAUUGUUCUGGGCGGUCAAACUGGGGAGGAAUGGAUGUUAAGUGAUUUGCAUGAACUUUCAUUGGCAAAUUCUGUCAUCUAGUCCAGUGAAUAAAUUGUAUGCUGCAGUGAAGGGAAUGCUCAUGUUGUAAAAUCAUUUUGAGCAGAUUUGGCGGCAAAGGCAUUUGUUGGUCACUGACAAUCUUGACAAGCAUUGCUCUGGUCAGAACGUUUGUGUAUUAAGUCCUUUCGACAAUGCAUUUUAUGGUACUGUGAUUGUGAUUGGUUCUGGUUCGAGAAGAACUUUUCCAACGAGUGACACAAUACUAUGUUUGAUGUUUUUUGAGGUUGUAUGAAACUUCGCCCUUCUGUAUGCUCAAUGAAUUGUUCUUCCUGAAUAGAUUAAUAGUGUCUGAUAACAAUUAGGGAGUAUAUUAGGAUAGUUUUUCCCAUGUAUUGUCUUUUUCUAAUUAUGUAAUUUGAACCGUGACAAAGGACAGGAAAAAAAAUGCAUGUUCAUACAUAGUAAUGUAUUAGGUCUAUGGUAUUUGUAUGUAUGGAAGUUUCUACUUCUGUUUUGUGCUUUUGAACAUGAGUCAGCUGACAUGGUCAUAAUUGGGUGUAGUAAUUUGCCCCAUUACAAACAGGUGUACAAGGUAGAGGACGCUGCAGUUUGUAUAUAUUUCCCUUAAAUAAAUAAAUAAAUAAUGUGAUAGAUAA